Messenger RNA from Talaromyces atroroseus, 735 nucleotides. RefSeq lists its product as hypothetical. NCBI's taxonomy places the organism in Eukaryota, Fungi, Ascomycota, Eurotiomycetes, Eurotiales, Trichocomaceae. The record is from RefSeq and is a predicted model, not a curated record. The transcript has a single exon. Bases 1 to 735 code for a protein of 244 amino acids.
AUGAGCAAGCGAAUCCGCCUCGGAAUCCUCACGCCGUCGUCCAACACCAGCCUGGAGCCCUUAUCGCAGGCGAUCGUGUCGCAAUUGCCCCAUGUCAGCGUGCAUUUCUCUCGCUUCACGGUCCUCAAGAUCAGCCUAGAGGAGGACGCGCUCAGCCAGUUCCAGACCGAGAAGAUCGUCGAAGCAGCCAAAUUGCUGGCAGACGCGCAUGUGGACGUGAUCGGCUGGAGCGGGACGUCGUCGGGCUGGCUCGGCUUCGAGGCAGACGAGAUGCUAUGCGAAGCCAUCACUGCUGCGACGGGGGUGCCCGCGACAACGUCCGUCCUGGCGCUGAACAAGGCCGUCAAGGAGCUCGGUGUCCGCGAGCUGGGGCUGGUCACGCCCUACAAAGACGAUGUGCAAAGCGCCAUCAUCAAGACGUAUGCCACCAUCGACGUCGACUGCACCAAGGAGAGCCAUCUCGGCCUGUCAACCAACGCGGCUUUCGCGGACGUCGCCGAGUCGACGCUGGACGAUAUGGUGGCCGGCGUGGCCGCGAAGGACGUCAAAGCCAUCUCGACCUUCUGCACCAACUUGUAUGCCGCCCAGCGCGGCGCGUACUGGGAGGAGAAAUACGGAGUUGUCAUCUUGGACACAGUGGUCACGGUGCUCUGGGAUAUGCUGCGCGGCUGCGGAGUCGACACUACUGCGAUCAAGGGCUGGGGACGUCUGCUGUCCGGAAUAAGCAGCGCAUAA